AUGGGCCGGCACUUGAGAUCUUUCACUGCAGCCUUUAAACUGCAAGUGAUUGAAUAUGCCGAGGAGCACGGCAAGCGAGAAGCUGGAUGCAAAUUUGACGUCGAUGAGAAGCGCGUGCGUUACUGGACUAAACAGAAAGAUGCCUUCGCCGCUACCAACAGGAACCGAAAGGCAUUUCGCAGAAAGAAGUGCCAGUACCCGGAACUCGAAGGCGAACUUGUCAAAUAUGUCAUCGACACUCGAAGGGACUGCUACGCCGUCUCAACUGACAUGAUCCGCGUGAAAGCCCUGGCCAUCGCUCGCCACAUGGAAUACCCCAGGCACAAUUCAAGGCAGCAGACAACGCUCUUCUGGAGCGAGCAUUGGACCAAUGGCGAGGUGUGCUGGAGCAACAUCGCGGACGCAGCCAAUGUUGGUCCCCAGUUGCCUCUGGGCACAGCCUGUGGCCUGCUCACCAGCUGCGGCCACUACCCGGGUGUCGUUGACCUCAGCCUCUCGCUGGCCAAGCAAGUGGAUCCCCAGGGGCUGGCUUUGCAUUUCUACCAGCAGGGCGAGCGUCCCGAGGACGAGCGCGGCCGGCAAGCCUAUGUUGCCCGCAUGGAGUGCUACAAGGUGAUCCGAGACAUGCUGUCUGAGCUGCGUGCCAGCGGUGACAGCCGGCCCGACGGCUCCUGCUACGAGGCGAUGCUCGGACUGGCCCUGCGGUCGGACGACGAGACGUUCCACGCCUCGCUGUACGACUGGCUGUGCGAGAGCGGUCAGUCGGCACGACUGCUGGACGUGCGCAGCCCCUUCCUGGAGGCCUACCUGCAGCGUCGAUGCGAUGCGGCCGACCUGCUGUGGAAGUACCACGAGCGAGUGGGCAACUACGGCGCGGCCGCUCGCAUCCUCGCCAAGCUGGCCGACCGACCGGGUACCGACGUGAACCUGGCCAAGCGCCUCGAGUACCUGGCUCGAGCCAUCGUCUGCAUCAAGAGUACACACUUUCAGGUGACCAAUGAAGGGAACUUCUUGUACCAGCUUGAGGAGAAGCUGGAAGUGGCUCGCCUGCAGGCCAAGGUGCAGGAUGCACUGCGGCAGAGGUCAGACCUGCCAAUGGCAGCAGAGCUGGUGGCCCGUCUUGAUGCAGAACUGGUGGACGUGACACACCUCUACGGAGACUACGCAGAUCCCUACGACCUGGCCGAGUGCAAGCUAGCUAUUGUGCGCUCCUCAGGCUACGACAAGCCCCUGCUAGUCGAAAGCCUUUGGCAGUCUCUCCUGGAGCGCGAGUUCCUCAACAAUGUCCGUCCGGACCAGCUGUCUCAGCGACUGGAGUCUCUGGCUCAAGAUUACGCCCAGUCUGAGAAGUUCUUUCCACUAGCCUUCCUGGUCAAGUUUCUCGAGCUGCGUGGAAGCCAACAUGGUUUUGAGCCCGGUUGGAUUCUCGAGCCUUUGCUUGGUGCCAAUGUGCCCAUCUCCAGGCUCAGGGACACAUACAACGACCUCUACCGUGGCAAGGACCCUGCGUUCACUGAGCGUUCGCUUCACCUGCUGCAUGCCAUAGCACGUCUCCUUGAACUGUUCCUCAAUGGGUGCCACUGCACCGACAGGCGGCGGCUGGCCAACAGGUGCAUCAACGACAUCCCAGGCUACCUGGUUGAUCUGCAGUCAAUGGCUACGAGAGAUAAUGCUGUGGAUAGCCUGAUUUCCAAGUUUAAGGAGUUUCAAGCUAGGCUGGACAGAUAUGUGGCAGCCUGAUACACACUGUCGCAUAAUCAUUUGUGCUUUAUAUUAUCUCCAGUGGUGCCAUCCUACAACAUCGUGAUAUCACUCUUGCAAGUUACUGGUGGAGCAGUACGAGGCCAAUAAAAUAUGUUCGACUUGUUC
Messenger RNA from Rhipicephalus sanguineus (brown dog tick), 1869 nucleotides. RefSeq names its product nuclear pore complex protein Nup155. The record is from RefSeq and is a predicted model, not a curated record. The coding region runs from base 1 to 1740 and encodes 579 amino acids. The transcript is spliced from 5 exons. NCBI's taxonomy places the organism in Eukaryota, Metazoa, Arthropoda, Arachnida, Ixodida, Ixodidae. Gene Ontology annotation, biological process: protein import into nucleus; transcription-dependent tethering of RNA polymerase II gene DNA at nuclear periphery; protein localization to nuclear inner membrane. Gene Ontology annotation, cellular component: nuclear pore inner ring; nuclear pore. Gene Ontology annotation, molecular function: structural constituent of nuclear pore.